Biomphalaria glabrata is the source of this 1978-nucleotide messenger RNA. RefSeq lists its product as uncharacterized. The transcript has 3 exons. NCBI's taxonomy places the organism in Eukaryota, Metazoa, Mollusca, Gastropoda, Planorbidae. Bases 138 to 1373 code for a protein of 411 amino acids. The record is from RefSeq and is a predicted model, not a curated record.
GUUUCCCACCAAAGUGACGUCAUGGUCUGCCAGUCCAGAAAGUAUUUAUAAGCUUGCCUGAGUUGGUCAGUACUUCGAGGGACUACCAACAUUGUAUUUUUCAGUUUUCCACUGAAAUCGUGUCUUACAAGGUGAAGAUGUGGAAACAAUCUGGCAUGAAGGUUUUAAAAGACGAAUUUAGUUUCUGCCAGUUGUUGCUAGCUGUCGUCUGCUUAUCUUUAAACCAAGUUCAUGGCCAAUCCGCUGACGUCAUUUUUGUAGUUGAUACAUCUAGUUCCAAUGAAGCAUCGGACAUCGCUUUCAACAGAACUACCACAUUAAUACAAGACAUUGCCAAUGUAUUUGAGAUCGGACAGGAGCCAGGCCAAACGCGCAUCGGAGCCGUGACUUUCAGUGGCGAGGACGUUGGGGUAGGGUUCAGGCUCAGCUCGUGCAACAACAUGGAGGACCUUCAGUUCAUGGUCAGCACUAUUCGCCAGCCCAUCUCUCCGAGACGCAAAAUCCACGCGCUGGUCAAAGUGCUGGACAAUAUGUUUGAAAGUCGAAACGGCGGGAGGGAUGGCGUGGCACGAGUAGCUGUGGUCAUCGCUUACGAGGGGGGCUCUGGUAAUUUUUCGAGUGUGGUUAAGACGGCCUUGAAGUCUCUGGAAAAGGAUGUAGUGGUGAUUGUGGUCAAUGUGGGAGAGGCUGAAGAAAGCACAGAGCUCCAGGAGGCUGCAAGCAGCAGUGAACUUUACUUUCAGCUUAAUGUCUCAGACAUCGAGACACUGACCAUGGCAAAGACGAAAAUGAUACGAAACAUUAUUGAAGUUUGUAGCCGACAUUAUGUUGACGUCACUGUUGCCUAUGACAACAAUCCGCUAUCUGAGCAAGACAGUCUUGACAGACUACAGCAGUUGGAGACGAUUACAAAUAAGCUUCAAGCUUCAGAUUGCCACGCUCGCCUUCGCGUAAUAUCCGGUUUGGGCCCAGAGAGUUCUUCUGCGCAGAAUUUAAAAGGUCAAGGCAACAGAAGGCCAAGCGUUCGCGCUGCUAUCAAGAAAUGGAGGAAGAAGGCGAGCAGACAGAGGCGUGCCAGUGAAGGUGGGCCAGGCCGACUCCCCGUCAGCAUUCCCUCCAACGGCCAAAACAAACGACUGGUGCUGGUGUUGAGCAAGAGGCACGAAUCUGAAUUCAGAAGCAUCGUGGGUGAGUUGGGGACUGUGAUGAGUGACGGAACGAAAGUUCUGGUCGUACUUGACGGAACAGUUAGGCCCAGUUACGUCCUUGCCUGGCAGCAGGUCCUUGGAUUUUCUAGGGUGAUUGUCCUUAAAGAUACAACACAUGAUAUUUCUGAAGACGUAGAAGACUUUAUUUGUACGAUAGAUGCAUAGAUACUACACCUGUUUUGUAUUUAUCAAAUUAUGUAUAUACUUUGAUUUCUUUCUUUAAUACCCCCGCACAACACUCGCAGACUCAUAAAAAAUGUAUGUGGUGCAGAAAGUUAUCUCUGUAUUGUUUUUCACGGUUGACUGGAGUUCUAUUUCUGAGUAUCAUAAGGAAAUGGUGUGGCCUGUAAGCCUUCAAUCACCCCUUUCAGAGCUAUAGCUAGCUCAAUAUUGCUAUGGAUUUACAGACAUUUAUUUAUAAACCUUUAUAUGUAAAUACACCCCAACCCACCGGUUAGAAUCGUUUUUUUUUUGCUUGAAUUGCUUGACAGAAAGGUCAGGCAGGCAGUGACCCAUGACUUUUAACCUUUGAGAUUCGUCUGCUUACGACUAACCUACCCGCUGUAAUGCGAUAUCUCUAUGUUUAAAAAAUGUAUGUAAUGUAUCUCAGAUAACUUUGAUUGGGUGAACUGAUCUGUGUUUAUUUAUUGAAAGUUUUUGUUAUGGUAAUGUCACGUCUACAUAAUGGUGUAAAUUUUUUUUUGUUUUUAAUUGAAACAUGUGACUAGACCAUUGGAUGUUUGAGAAUUAAAACAAGAUCAUAAAAUGUA